Messenger RNA from Lonchura striata (white-rumped munia), 1916 nucleotides. The record is from RefSeq and is a predicted model, not a curated record. Lineage: Eukaryota; Metazoa; Chordata; Aves; Passeriformes; Estrildidae.
GGCUCGGGACAGCCUCCCCGGGAACGGGCUCCGUUACCGAACUCACCGCGGGCCGGUCACCGCAGGCUGAGCUGGGGACAGGGGAGAGGUUGGCAUUGCUCAGGUAAGGCCUGUGGGGCUGAGCUGCCACAGGGAUCACUUCUCUGUUAGCUCAGAUUCUUUUAUCUCUGAGUUUAUUACAGAAUACGCUGAGCUGGAACAAUAAUCAAGUUCAACUCUGAUGUGAAUGGCCCACCUUGGUAUAAAUUAGCACGGUGCUCUAACCAACUACAGCACAUCAAAAACACACCCACCGUUUUCCUCAUGCUUUUCCUGGAUCUGUUACUCCAAGCCACGAGCUGUAACCCUUUCCAAACCGAGCCUGUUUGUAUUGCUAUGCAGAUCCCUCCUGGUUGCUAGGCUGCCAAAACGAUACAAUAACACUUGAUUUUGUUUUCCAGCAGGUCAUGUCGGUUCUUCCGGAUCUUCACCUGCAUUAUGUGCAGACUUGUCAAAAUCUGAGCCAGCCUGAAAACCCCUUCAUUGCUCGUGUGCUUAAAGAAGCUGAUAAAAAUGAUGAAAUAACUACAAAAGGAAUCACAUUAAAAUUAGCUGGAAAUAAUCAUCUGGAGCCUGUGCCAAGAGUUACAGAUGAUGAUCUUGGAGUUCUUGCCUCUGUCUUAGGCCAAGCUGCCUUUGUCACAGGUUUGGAUCUGGCCUAUAAUUUAUUGACUGAUGCUGGAGCAAAGAUCAUGGCAACAAUCCUCCAGGAAAACUCCACUCUGCAGUAUCUGAACCUGAUGUUCAAUGACAUUGGCACAAGUGGGGCAGAGCUGAUAGCAGGAGCACUCCAUAGCAAUCAAAGUCUUGUGCACCUGAGAAUGACUGGAAACAAAAUAGGAAACCAAGGUGGGCUGUUCUUUGCUUCAAUGCUAAAAAUUAACUCAGCCUUAGAGAAGUUGGAUCUUGGAGACUGUGAUGUGGGCCCACAGUGCCUGACAGCAACAGCCAUAGCCCUGACACAGAACAAAUCACUCAAAGCCAUAAACCUAAAUCGUCCUUUGCUAUCCAGCCAACAGGAAGAGACCACAGUUCAUAUAGCUCGGAUGUUGAGGAGUAAUUCUUCUCUUGUGGAACUACAUUUGGGCAAGCAUGAAAUGAAAAAUUUUGGUGUAGAACGACUGUGUGAGGCCCUGUAUGAAAACUCCAGCCUGAGAUACCUUGACCUUAGCUGUAAUAACAUCAUCUGUGAUGGUGUGGAAUUUUUGGGAGAGCUGCUAAGAAGGAACAGAAGCCUGGAGAUCCUGGAUCUCGGUGCAAACCGAAUAGAAGAUGUUGGAGCCAUUUGCCUGAGUCAGGCCUUGGCAACACGGAACAGGACUCUGCAGGCGUUAUCCGUUGUAAGCAACAAUAUAACUGGCCAAGGACUUGUAGCUCUUGCACAGGCAAUGCAUUCCAACAUGGCACUUACCCAUAUUUACAUCUGGGGGAACAAAAUUGAUAGAAGCACCUGUGUGGCAUUCUCGGAGCUGAUGACAGUGGGCCGCCUGGAGCUGGGCUGCACAGACGUGGCUCCCUACGAGGUGGACGGGGAGGUUCUCCUGGCAGAGCAGUCCCACGGGCUGGCCAAGCACCGCUACUGGAGCCCACGCUGCGCCGCCGUGGCCCCCGGCGCCGCCAACGCCAGCCUGGAGAUCGUCCCCGUCUCCGAGUAUUUGUGAGCAAAGCCCACUCUGGAGAUCAUCCCCAUCUCCGAGUAUUUGUGAGCAAAGCCCACUCUGGAGAUCGUCCCCAUCUCCGAGUAUUUGUGAGCAAAGCCCACUCUGGAGAUCAUCCCCAUCUCCGAGUAUUUGUGAGCAAGGCCCACUCGUGGGCACUCCCAGAGCCUGAGCUUUCCCUACCUGCUUUCUAGUAAAAUAGGUUAUAUCAGUAUCACA